This is a messenger RNA of Photinus pyralis (common eastern firefly), 1050 nucleotides long. RefSeq names its product protein lifeguard 4-like. Gene Ontology annotation, biological process: negative regulation of apoptotic process. The record is from RefSeq and is a predicted model, not a curated record. The transcript is spliced from 5 exons. Gene Ontology annotation, cellular component: membrane. Bases 252 to 1001 code for a protein of 249 amino acids. Lineage: Eukaryota; Metazoa; Arthropoda; Insecta; Coleoptera; Lampyridae.
CAGAAAAUCAACAUAAUAAUCUUUUUUAUCACAAAAUUUUGCAUUUGCAUGUGGCAACCUUAGUGAGUGUUACUGAGUCAUUUGAGCAUUGAACAAAAUCGGAAUAUAUUGGAUAACAACGGACAUCUUAAACCAAUUAAUAAUUAACCUGUCAGAAACAUAUGUGAAGUGAAAACAGUACAAUUAGGGAAAGGAUUUAAUAAAAUCGGUUGUUAUUCUAUAGUCGACCCACCACACAAAAGUAAGGGAAUAUGUCUUCGACUGUCCCUCUUAUAUUACAAGAGGACUGUGAGCAAGGAGGGAAAGAUAUUGAAAAUGGCAUCGAAGAUGAUUUCGCCUACAGAAACAAUGUGGCACAAGCUACCAAGCGUGUACGAAUGGCUUUUAUACGAAAAGUAUAUGGCCUUCUUUCCAUACAGUUAUUGUUGACUGUAAUCGUAGCGAGUAUUUGCUUGUUUACUCCGCCUGUGAAGGAAUUCAUCCAUGCAAAUGAUUGGUUACUAAUGAUCGCAUUCUUUGGAAGCAUCGGCUUAUUAAUUGCUUUACAUGUGAAACGUUUAGAAACACCUACAAACUUUAUUCUUCUAGCUGCAUUUACUGUAGUUGAGGCAUAUACUAUUGGGGUUGUGGUAUCUUUCUACUCUCAAGCUGUUGUGAUUCAGGCACUCGUUCUUACACUAAUAGUGGUCGGAUGCCUAACUGCCUAUACAUUCCAGACGAAACGUGAUUAUUCAUCAAUGCAUUCUGGUUUGUUUGCAGGUAUCUGCAUUCUCCUAGUCGCAGGCAUCAUGCAAUUGUUUUUCCAUUCCACCGUAUUAGAACUGGUCAUCUCGAUCGCUGGUGCAUUGCUCUUUAGCCUCUUUAUCGUCUUUGAUACGCAAAUGUUGAUGCAAACAUUAUCGCCAGAGGAAUAUAUUCUGGCUACGAUUAAUUUGUACCUGGACAUUAUCAAUUUGUUCUUACACAUCUUACGCAUUUUACAAUCGUUAAACAAUCAGUAAGAAGCAAAUCUGUAGCACACUAAGUCAUUAUAAUAAAGGUGGAACACUA